AUGGCGCGUCCUCCCGGGCACUGCCUCCUCCUGAUCUGCGCGCUGGGCAUCUUUGUGGGCAACCACUUUGCUGCAGGUCAGAGGAACAGCACGCUCAUCUUCACAAGGGAAAACACCAUUCGGAACUGCAGCUGCUCUGCUGACAUCCGGGACUGUGACUACAGUUUGGCCAACCUGAUGUGCAGCUGUAAAACCGUCCUGCCCUUCGCCGUUGAACAAACCAGCUACAGUGGCCAUCUGACCAUCUGGUUCACAGACACGUCUGUGCUGGGCCGCCUGUUGAACUUCACAUUGGUCCAGGACCUGAAGCUUUCCCUGUGCAGCACGAACACUCUCCCCACUGAAUACCUAGCUAUCUGUGGUCUGAAGAGGCUUCGUGUCAACACCGAGGCCAAGCAGCCCUUCCCAGAGCAGAGCUUACUCGUCCACAGCGGUGCAGACAGUGACUCCAAACUCCAGCCCAUGUCACUAGGCAAAGGCUGGCAAACAUGUAUGUAUGUCACGUUCUUAGAUAUGGCUCUUUUCAACAGGGACUCAUCCUUAAGAGCGUAUAGUAUUGAAAACGUGGCCAGCAUUGCCAACAACUUUCCUGAUUUUUCUUACUUUAAAACCUUCCCAAUGCCAAGCAACCAAAGUUAUGUUGUUACGUUUAUUUACUAACAUUAUAACUGUAUUCAGCUGGGUAAGCACUUUGGCAAACCACCCAUAAUUUGAACAAGGG
This is a messenger RNA of Otolemur garnettii (small-eared galago), 721 nucleotides long. RefSeq names its product chromosome unknown C21orf62 homolog (gene EPCIP). The transcript has a single exon. The record is from RefSeq and is a predicted model, not a curated record. Lineage: Eukaryota; Metazoa; Chordata; Mammalia; Primates; Galagidae. Bases 1 to 660 code for a protein of 219 amino acids.